AUCACCAUCAAACCAACCAGACUCGCUUUCUUCUACUUCCCUUCCCUUCUAAUUACUAUUACUUGCGCCGGUCGCUUGCUUUGUUCUAUACUCGCAAUUUACUCGUACAUCGCUUUCUGUUUUCUUCGACAUCACACUUUUUUCGAUACUCUAAUAUCAAAUCUUCCUCGUACUUAAUCCUACCCCUACACAUCAAGAUGCGUUACUCUAUCGUCUUCAUCGCUGCUCUGUCAGCUUCCGUCCAGGCCCACGGUGUCAUUACUCAGGUCCAGGGUGCCAACGGUGUCAACAUGCCCGGUCUUUCCGUUGCGGACGGCACUCCCCGUGACUCUCCUUCUCCUCUCUCCGGUGCUGAGGCCGACACAUCCAUCAUCCGUGCCAAGGAGAUGGGUGGCAAGGCUUCCGCUCUCGGACGUACUGCCAACGGACCCGUCAACGCUGCCUCCGCCAUCGCUACCUUCAUGGGUGGUGCCGCUGGUGCCGCUGCUCCUGCUGCUGGUGCCGCUGGUGCUGGUGCUGCUGGUGCCGCUGGCGCUGGUGCUGCUGGUGCCGCUGGUGCUGGUGCCGCUAAGGCUGGUGGUGCUGGUGGCAUUGCCGCAGCUAUCGCUGGUGCUGCCAAGGGAGGCAAGGGAGCUGCUGCCAACAAGCGUGGUCUUCUCGAUGCUCUGACCGGAGGAACUGCUGCCAAGGGCGGUGCUGGCGGUGCUGCUGCCGGUACCAAGACCCCCAAGGGUACCACCGAGGCUGGUGUCGCCGCCGCCGCUGGUGCGGGUGCCGCAUCUGGUCUUCCUACCACCGCCGACGACGGUACCAUCACCAUGACCUUCCACCAGGUCAACCAGGACGGUGCCGGUCCCCUGACCGCCAUGAUCGACCCCACAUCUGCUGGUACCGACCCUGCUGCUUUCCAGGCCGCGACCGUCACCCAGAACGUCCCCGGUAUCGGUAUCGGAGGUCUCUCUGCUGCCUCCACCAUGGACUUCCCCGUCAAGGUCCAGAUGCCCGCUGGUAUGACCUGCUCGGGUACCGCAGGUGGUGCCACCAACGUCUGCGUCGUCCGCAUGCAGAACGCCGCUCUCGCCGGUCCCUUUGGUGGAUCCGCGGCGUUCACCCAGAGCACUGCUGCCAAGAAGCGCGCGGUCGAGUACAACCUCCGCAAGCGUCACUUUGCCCGCGGUAUCCUCGGAAAGCCUGCUUGCGACGAGUAAGCAGUUACUUUACUGCUUUCGACUCCAACUCCCUCCCGAGACCUCGCUGCAACGGAUGACGAAAAACGAUGCAUUCUUGAUUCACUACAAGGGAUGUUGUCAAUAAUUAUUUGUUUGUACAGGAUAUUUUACAUAUUUAUUUGCUGUUGUGGUUGCUGGGCAAUUCACCUCGGAGGAAAUUGGAAAGUCGAUGUUUCUAGUAUGACGUCGAGUAUGAGAAUGAAGUGAGCUCGGGCACCUUUACCGGAUGGUCGAUGCCGCUCCUUUUUGUAUACAAAUGUAACUUGAACUUUUAGGUGGAAUCCCUUCUAUUGAAGGCUUCUGUUUGAGAGGGAUGGUUUGUAAUUAGUUGGUACGCUUUGGAUGGGAAGUCCUUUAGUAAAUAGUUUCGAAUGAAUUGCGAGUCUGGUUA
This is a messenger RNA of Pyrenophora tritici-repentis Pt-1C-BFP, 1620 nucleotides long. RefSeq lists its product as uncharacterized. The record is from RefSeq and is a predicted model, not a curated record. Lineage: Eukaryota; Fungi; Ascomycota; Dothideomycetes; Pleosporales; Pleosporaceae.